Molecule: messenger RNA, 1858 nt
Organism: Porites lobata
Lineage: Eukaryota; Metazoa; Cnidaria; Anthozoa; Scleractinia; Poritidae
Source: the annotation of a GenBank genome assembly
AUGCGAGAUGCUGUUUCAGAAAGCAAAUGCAGUGGAUGUGGAAAGUCGGGGCAGUUCGCUUUUAAGAAAGAAACGGAGGCACAGACAGGAAUACUAAAGUUGGAAUUUAUUUGUUCCGAAUGUAAGAUACUGUUCAGUGUAUCUAGCAACAGCGAGACUAUUCUUGCUCGUACGAAACCAAAGUGCUAUCUGACCAAUUAUGUCCUCCUCGCGUUCAUCACCUGUGGAUUGUACUAUAAAGACUAUGACCACUUGAUGGGAACCCUAGGAAUAAGCCACUUUAGCAAAAAGCAGUGGAUCCGAGUAAUUGAGUGGAUUGCUCCGGAAGUACAAAAAAUAGCCGAUUGGAGUAUGCAGCAGUCGAGGAAAGCGAUAAAAGCGCGCGGAGAUCAAGACAAGCUCGAGGUGAUGUUCGACGGCUUCUACUUGACCAGAGGCCACUACUCCAACAAUUCUUCUGCCACCAUGCAUGACGCUAAGACCGGUAACAUCAUCGGCUAUGCACAUCGCACUAAACGAGGACAGGAUGCCAACUGGGAGGGAACAUCUGAUGGCGCAGAGGGGAACAUGCUUGACGAGAUUCUUGCCGAUUUGAUCGAAAACGAGCGUAUGACCAUCAAGAAAGCGUUAAUUGAUGAAGACGCCUCUUGCCAUGAGAUCAUUCUUACAAGAAGCCCGGAGACAGAAAUAGUGUUUUUUGGUAACCACACAGCGAAAACCUUCCAUACGGAGUUGGAACGAGUGAAGAAAACGCCUUGUCAGGUGAGUGUACAGCUUUGUAUCUUUUGUCCCUAACCGCCUUUAAUGCGCAGUUCCCAAUUUAGUUCACUUUUAUUUCCAAAGUCAUUGACCACGAGACGGCAAAGUUUUUUUCUAAAAGCGUACUUGCUAGAAAAAAAAAGACAUAAAAUAUGCUUUUUUCGGCGCUGUUUAACUUUAUUUUAUUUAUGCGGACCGCAGAGGAAACGCAACUGUCAAAAAGUUCAAUGUUUGCUAUCAUUGCCAUGUAAAUUACCGGUAAUGUCAGGAGCUGGUAAUGUGCUUAUUUUCUUUGGGCGUAAUAAUGACAUUUCAUACUGCCGAAUUUUUCUCCUAAUUGAGUUUGGUUGCUUGUAAGAUUUUUUCAAUCUAAAACGAUUUCAAUUAUAAUCAUGACAUGUGUACCAUUUGAUAUAUCCACAGUGCAAAAGCCUUGGCCUACCCAAGUGCAAAAGAAUGACAGAUGCAAUGAUAACCAACGCUAAAAAGUGUCUGAAAAAUCUAACAAAGUGCGAAGAGAUCUACUCCCCAGAGGACCCAAUGGGGGACUUUGGCAAAGCCAUCCUAAAUUAUUAUCAGCACUACACUGAUGACCACACUUCAACAUGGUGCAGAUUUCACAAAAAGGUAGUAGUAAUACACAAAAAAUAUUUUGGUGCUUGUUGCAUCAUUGCAAACAUAAAACAUAAAACCAGGCGAUUAAGAACUGUACCGUCAGAGCUUUUUGUGUCUUUAUAAUAACAUGUUUUGGUCACUGCCAACAGUAACUAUUAUUAUUGGCAUUAAUGGUUCUUUAUUCUUAAAAAAUUGUGGUUGUGUAAUUGUACAGGCAGAUGAAGAUGGAAAGCCCUGCCACUGUAAACAUUCAUUUAGCUGCCCAUCACAACUGAGGGAGUUUAAAGCACUUCUCGAAAAAAUGGCCACCAGACCUGAGGAGUACAUUACUCUUGAUGGGAGAGUAACAAAUAACAUCCCAGAGGGAUACCAUGGGAUUGCUUUAAUGUACCGGAACAAGAGGAUUGACCUGGGAUCCGUACAUUAUAAAUGCAAGACUAACAUGUCAAUACCUCACAAGGUGAUCAAAAAUAAUAUGGUGAUC